ACAAUAAAUAUGAAAGCAUUCUGUUCUGUGCACAAGAAAAGAAUAGUGAGAUGCCUUUUUCUUCCUUGCAAAGCCUGGCUGUGACAGAUAAAAAUCUUAUUGAGAUCUGUCUGGAAGAGCAGAUUCCAUGGGAGGAAAUAAAAUUGACUGAACAGAUAGAAAACAUUGAGGAGCAAAUGACGUCAGCCCAGGACACAGUGGCAGAGCUUAAAGCCCAGCUAUUCUCUAUCAAUGACGUGCUAAUGCAGGGGCGUCCCCUUGUCCAGGAGAACAACUAUGAUACAGAGAUUCUGGAUGAAGAAAACCCAGAAGAAUUUGUGAAGGAGGAAAUUGAGAGUCUGAAAACUGUUAUCGAGAUAAAAAAUGAAUUACUCCGCAAACAGGAAGCCCAGCUGGUGGAAUACAGAGACAUGAUUGAGAAGAACCUGAUUCAGGAGAAGAAAAGACUAGAGCAGGAAAACCAAGAACUGAGAAUGCUGUCUCAAAGGAAAACAGCCGAAAGCCUCUAUUGGACAAUCCAACUCAAUACAUUAUUACAAGAGGUGACGGAACUGUCCAACCCACCGACCGGAUAA
Xenopus laevis (African clawed frog) is the source of this 575-nucleotide messenger RNA. Its product is annotated as coiled-coil domain-containing protein 69-A-like. Bases 51 to 575 code for a protein of 174 amino acids. The transcript is spliced from 2 exons. The record is from RefSeq and is a predicted model, not a curated record. Lineage: Eukaryota; Metazoa; Chordata; Amphibia; Anura; Pipidae.